This is a messenger RNA of Sinocyclocheilus grahami, 3124 nucleotides long. RefSeq names its product membrane cofactor protein-like. NCBI's taxonomy places the organism in Eukaryota, Metazoa, Chordata, Actinopteri, Cypriniformes, Cyprinidae. The transcript has 17 exons. The record is from RefSeq and is a predicted model, not a curated record. Bases 151 to 1869 code for a protein of 572 amino acids.
AUUUGCGCUUGCUCUCUCUCUCUACCGUUAUGUGCCUCAGUCUGAAUUCAGCACUGAACAGUGAACACCGAGAAAUCUUUUAAAAACACCCGAGGUUGCGAAAAAACAAACAAAUAACAUUGGCCUUGUUUGGAGCUGACAUUCACCGACAUGAACAAGAUGGGCUGUAAGGUGCUGUGUCCCAGUGUUGCUCUCCUUGCUUAUCUUAUGAUCUGUGAACAUGUCCGAGCGGAAUGUACACCGCCUUCUUUUGCAUCAAGAAAUGUCGUUUUAACAGCAAACCAUCUCUCGACUCAAAGUUUCUCAGAUGGAUCCACUGUAACAUUUGAGUGCGUGAUUGGACACAAGCCAGUUAACUUAAAAGCAUCUAGAUCGGUUACCUGUGAGCAAAACCAGUGGACAAGUCUGGAACUCAGUUGCACAAGAAAAUCCUGUGGAAGUCUUGCAGAUUUCCUUAAUGGGAGAUAUGAUAUGACUGGGAAUUUAUUUGGCGACACGGCUAAACCAGUUUGUCACACAGGAUACAUGUUAGCGGGUAAGGAAACAACAAGAACAUGCCGAGAUCAGGGAUGGGAUGGCCGAGAUCCUCUCUGUGAACCGGUGAAAUGUUCAGCACCUCCAGCCUUAGAAAAUGGGCAACUUCAAGAUGAGCCUUUGGAUAGUUACGAUUAUUUAGAUGCAGUCUCCUAUAGAUGUAACACAGGACUUAAUCUUAUAGGACAAUCAACACUUCAUUGUUCUGAGGAUGGAACCUUUAAACCAGAUCCUCCGAAAUGUGUUGAUGGGUGUCUAACGCCUACAAUUCCUAAUGCAAAAAGAAUUGGUGGAAAAUCACCCCCCUACAAACUGGGCAACUUUAUAGAAUACAAAUGUGAAGAUGGAUAUACACUGAAAGGAGAUGCUUAUAUUGUGUGUAAAGCAAAUGGAUGGAGCCCUGAACCACCGCAAUGCAUUGCGGAAUGUACACCGCCUUCUUUUGCAUCAAGAAAUGUCGUUUUAACAGCAAACCAUCUCUCGACUCAAAGUUUCUCAGAUGGAUCCACUGUAACAUUUGAGUGCGUGAUUGGACACAAGCCAGUUAACUUAAAAGCAUCUAGAUCGGUUACCUGUGAGCAAAACCAGUGGACAAGUCUGGAACUCAGUUGCACAAGAAAAUCCUGUGGAAGUCUUGCAGAUUUCCUUAAUGGGAGAUAUGAUAUGACUGGGAAUUUAUUUGGCGACACGGCUAAACCAGUUUGUCACACAGGAUACAUGUUAGCGGGUAAGGAAACAACAAGAACAUGCCGAGAUCAGGGAUGGGAUGGCCGAGAUCCUCUCUGUGAAUCGGUGAAAUGUUCAGCACCUCCAGCCUUAGAAAAUGGGCAACUUCAAGAUGAGCCUUUGGAUAGUUACGAUUAUUUAGAUGCAGUCUCCUAUAGAUGUAACACAGGACUUAAUCUUAUAGGACAAUCAACACUUCAUUGUUCUGAGGAUGGAACCUUUAAACCAGAUCCUCCGAAAUGUGUUGAUGGGUGUCUAACGCCUACAAUUCCUAAUGCAAAAAGAAUUGGUGGAAAAUCACCCCCCUACAAACUGGGUAACUUUAUAGAAUACAAAUGUGAAGAUGGCUAUACACUGAACGGAGAUGCUUCUAUUGUGUGUAAAGCAAAUGGAUGGAGCCCUGAACCACCACAAUGCAUUAAAGCAACCCUACCUACAACUCCUGAGAUUUCCACACCAUCCAAGGCUCCUAAAGAGAAAGGAGACACAACGCCUACAAGUACAAGUACAAGUACACCAGCUCCAUGGGUUGUUGCACUGAUUGUGCUUGUUUUGAUUGGUCUGGGUGUGGUUGGAGUGCUGUGUUACCAAAGGAAUCGGUGUUCAUGAAGUUGCCAUGGAGAAAGUCUGUGAAGCAUCUUGCAAGUAUAUAUCAUUUAAAUAAGCACUUCCCAGAAUUGUCAAAGGCUGACUAAUUUCUGGCAGCAAAUUCCUCCAUAAUUAGACCCACUUUUGCUUUGAAAAGUCCAGCUUAAUUUGAACAAACUCCUUUCUAGCAGUCGCUAACUUCACCCCAUGCUGUGCUCUGAAAAAAAUCUGUCUUCACAUAAGUCACAUGUCACUUUUAUAAAGUGUUUGCUUGUCAUUUUUAACUUAAUUUUCAACACUGUUGAUGCAGUGAUCACUCUUCUGUUAAUGAUGUAGCUGAGAAUGUCUGAAGAUUCACACCAAAAGAAGUGCACCGACUGUCCCAUACCUCACUGAAUAGGUUGAGAGCUAAAUUUAGCAUGAAUAUUUAUGUAGAAAGUCUGAUUAAAAUUGAUUUAAAAUGAAAGAGAUUCAUGUUUGAAUUCGUAACUAUUCCAUAGUAUUUGUGAAGUCAAUAAGGCUUAAGGCGUAGUUUAAAUUUUGCCUAUUACUUUUCAUUUGGAUAAAACAGGUUGUAUAUAUUAACCUUCCAGUAAAUAUUUUGCAGAAUGUGGUUUGCAGUGCAUAUUUUAAAUGAAAAGUUUUGUCUAAUCCUGUUGAAGUACUUAAAGUGCCUUUUCAUUCUCCUGGGGUUUUUGUUCAGGUUUGUCUUACACUGUGCGUAGAGCAGAAUUUGUUUAGGUUCUAAUUACAUUAGAAAUGCUUUGCUAUUGAUUACACACUUAGAUCUAAUGAAGAAAAAGAAAAGAGAAGUCAGUACUUUUCUUUCCUGUGAUUGUAGACAUUUUAUUUGUAAAGGUUUGUUUUAAAAUGCUGUAAUUUAUCUAGUUUGCUCUUGCCAAAUUGCAGUCAUGUAAAAUUAUCUGUGGUUUAGUUCAGCUAAUAUUUUCAACCAUUUCUGUUCAAUUUGUCAAGUAAUUCAAUUUUAACGGCAAAAUAUUUUCCCAAAUAAGUGUGUUUUUUUUUGUGUUGAAUUUGAUUGCUUAACUGUUUUUUCAGCUUGCUAUUUCAAAUAUAUAUCAUACUGUUUUAUUGUAGCAAUUAGCUGUUGUUUGGAAUAAUGGUUUGGAACCACUACUUUGACUCUUGACGGUGCAAACGCUGAAAUUCAACAAAGUUGAUCUUCUAUAAAUCCACCUCUUGCAAUUGUGUAUUUCACUGAGAUCUGUAGGUGCCUGGAUGGUCUCAAAAUAAAAGCUCCAUGGUCAAAACAUAA